Molecule: messenger RNA, 393 nt
Organism: Rangifer tarandus platyrhynchus (Svalbard reindeer)
Lineage: Eukaryota; Metazoa; Chordata; Mammalia; Artiodactyla; Cervidae
Source: the annotation of a GenBank genome assembly
AUGAAGCCCUGGGCUCACUCUAGUUUAGUGCGAGUGAAGUCAGGGAUCCAGCCUCAAGUGUGUGUGCAUGUGGUGAUGGGGGAGGAGGUGGGAAGUGGGUUUGGCAAGGCCUUUACCAGGAUGUGCCACGUGCCUUUGGCACUGUGCUGUGCUGCCAACAUUCUGUCCCAGACACACUUCCUGAACUCUUCGCCAAGCAAGUCACUGGAGUGUGCCAAUCUUUCUAAAAUGUCCGUUGCUCCUCAUCUCUUCCCUGCUCAGGGCCCUUUGGUGACCCUGUCCCUUCCAGGAACUGCCCAAGACACAAAGCCCAGAGUUCCUAGCUUGCAUUUUAAGCCUGGUAUGCUCUGGCCACUGCCACCCAACUGCCCUACUGAACUUAAAGUUCCCUAA